Molecule: messenger RNA, 2011 nt
Organism: Lacerta agilis (Sand lizard)
Lineage: Eukaryota; Metazoa; Chordata; Lepidosauria; Squamata; Lacertidae
Gene: TSC22D4
Product: TSC22 domain family member 4
Exons: 4
Coding region: 207-1388 (393 amino acids)
Biological process (GO): response to osmotic stress; regulation of transcription by RNA polymerase II
Source: RefSeq, a predicted model, not a curated record
CCACGCUCAGCCGCGCCGGAUGCUGGCGGGCCUGGCAUGCGCCUGGCUUGGCCCCCGCGCCUUCUGCCUGGUGGUGCCCCCGCGGCUUGACCCCCCUGGCCUCGCCAUGGCCCUGGGCUGGUACUAAUCCCGGUAGCAGGGCUGGCUCCUUGACCUGGAGAGCCUGCGCUGCUCCUCUGCCCUCCGCGCCCGCUUUCCUCGGGACCAUGAGCGGCGGGAAGAAGAAGAGCGGGUUCCAGAUCACCAGCGUCACCUCGGAUUACGAGCAGCAGAAGGAGGGCUCGUCCCCAGGAGGGGAGGCCAAGGGCCCCUCCAGCCCCAAAGUGUCCCGGGGCGAGGAAGCUGACCCCCUCGAGGACGAUGGUGGAGCUUCUGUGCCCAAGAAUGGGCCCUCGGCCUUGGCCUCCCCGGGGGUGGCCCCGGCCUUCCAGGGCCCAGCUGGUGCUGCCUCCCGGUUCCGGGUGGUGAAGCUGGACCAAGGUUCGGGAGAGCCCUACAAGAGGGGCCGCUGGACUUGCCGUGACUUCUACGAGCAGGAGGCGGACUACCACCUGGCGGGGCGCUUGGCAGAGUCGGGGAGGCACCCCCAGUCCCUGGACUCCCGGCUGGAGGUGGCUGGGCUCCUGGCCAGGCCCCCGAGCCCCUUCAGCCCCCAGCCCCAGCGCCGAGGGGGCUACCUGCAGUCGCAGCUGGUGCUCCCGUCCCCCGGGCACUCUGGCCACCAGGCCCGCUCGCUGGGAGGAGGCUUGCCCGUGCUCAUCCGCCCCACCAGGACUCCCCCCAGCCCCGUGGCACUCCGCAGCCCCCUGGUGGCUCUGGAGACCCGCCCGGCAGCUCCCGGCGAAGGUGGCAGGGAAGCUGGCGAACCGGGCCCCUUGGCGGGCACCAUCCCAUCCUUGCUGGUGGAGGAGCACCUGCUGCCCAAGAGCGUCGCCCAGCUCCUCCCAAGGGGGACAGAGGAGCGGCGCAAGGUCUUGCCAAGAGAGUCCCGCUCGCGCCCAUCCUCCCCUGCUCCCCCGCUCUUCCGAGAUGCCAGCCCCUGCCGCAGGACCUCGGACCCCUUUGGUGCUGGCCGCUUCAGCCUGGCGCGGUCCAUGUUCGGCAUGGGGGGCGCCCAGGACAGCGACGACGACAGAACCAACAGCAGCAUGAUCGCCAUAGACAACAAGAUUGAACAAGCCAUGGACCUGGUGAAAAGCCACCUGAUGUUUGCUGUGCGGGAGGAGGUGGAGAUCCUGCGGGAGCAGAUCAAGGAGCUGUCCGACCGCAACGCCUUGCUGGAGCAGGAGAACGCCCUCCUGCGCUCCCUGGCCAGCCCAGAGCAGCUCAGCCGCUUCCAGGCCCAGCUCCACGCCAAUGCCAAGCCUCCUUCCAGCGGUGCCGCGUGACCCUGGGCCGGCAGGAGGGGGCUGGACUUGGACAUUGAGGGGUGUGUGUGUUUGCGUGUUUUGGGGAGGGGGACACUCACUAAUGGAUUUCCCGCAGAUGUGAAACGUGGGUGGGGGGCACUAGCAUUGCUGGAAGGGGUGUGUGCGUGUGUGUGCGUGCGUGUGUGGAGCCAGCCUUGUGGGGUGCGGGGUUGGGGUGGGGGAGAAAGGGGGCCUACUAACACAGCAUGUGCCUUUUCGGGGGUGGAAUCAGGACUUGGUUUUACCCCCCCAGCUCUGGGAGUGGGGGGACCUUUUUUUGCGCAAAGACACGAUUUACUGGCUGCGGAGGGGAACUGCCAGGUUGGUGGGCUGGGGCAGGGGCUUUUGCGGAGGGAAGCCACUCACAGACGUAUGGGCCUGACUUACGCCCCUUGGCCAAAUCUCAUUGGGACAGCUCUGCAGUUGCCCCGCUGAAAUGGGGAACAGGAUGCGGUGUGGGGCCGGAGACACGAUUAGGGGCGAGGGGUGCAGGCCAGGUUGGGUUGGGUGGGGGGGGGGUCGGAUGGAGCUGGCAAUAAAUUUUCUAUUAAGGACACUUUUGCAGUAUUUCAGGUUAUUAAAGUACAAGACUGCUAAUGUCA